GGGGGCGAGCAUGGCGCAGGCGGGCCGCGCGGGCUACGACCACCGGGAGAUCGUGCUGCAGUACAUCCACUACAAGCUGGCACAGCGCGGCUACGAGUGGGACGCGGGGGACGCAGGUGCCGCCCCCGCCGCGGGCAUCUUCUCCUCCCCGCAGCCCGCGCGCAUAGCCGCGCGCGCGGCCCGGACCUCGCCGGCCCCGGGUGCCAACGCCGCCACCAACGCCAAUGCCAACGCCAACGCCAACGCCUGGCCCGGCCCGGUGCCCGCCGAGGUCCACCUGACCCUGCGCCAGGCCGGCGACGACUUCUCCCGCCGCUACCGCCGCGACUUCGCCGAGAUGUCCAGCCAGCUGCACCUGACGCCCGUCACGGCCAGGGGUCGCUUCGCCACGGUGGUGGAGGAGCUCUUCAGGGACGGGGUGAACUGGGGCCGCAUCGUGGCCUUCUUCGAGUUCGGCGGGGUCAUGUGCGUGGAGAGUGUCAACCGCGAGAUGUCGCCCCUGGUGGACAGCAUCGCCCUGUGGAUGACCGAGUACCUCAAUGACGACCUGCACACCUGGAUCCAGGAGAACGGCGGCUGGGACGCCUUUGUGGAGCUGUACGGCCCCAGCAUGCGGCCGCUGUUCGAUUUCUCCUGGCUGUCUCUGAAGGCCCUUCUCAGCCUGGCUCUGGUGGGUGCCUGCAUCACCCUAGGUGCCUACCUGGGCCACAAGUGAAGGAGAGGGUCACAGGCCGCAACCCACAUGUAUGCAAGAGGUUCCAGAAGCAGUUGCCAUCAGAGGCAUGGGCCGCCACACACCAUGACAACAACAACAUCACAACAUGAAGCUGUGCUCUCUUACAAACAAAAGGAAAUCAAGCAAAAGACAGCAUUCGGGCUACUGUCAAAUCAGCUAUUUACUGCCAAAGGGAAAUACCAUUUAUUUUUUACAUUAUGAAGAAAAUAAAAAAUAAAAAAAAAAGAUUUAUUUAUUUAAGAAAAACCGCGGGGCCCCUGGAGCCCGCCCUCUCGAUGCCAAGCCCGCCUGCUGCGUCUCUCCCUGUACCUCCAUCUCCUGUGCCUCUCCGCGUGGCGGGUACCCCAGUUGUUGGUGUCCGAGCCCCCAUCUGCAGCACAGACAGACCCACCAAGCCUUCGAGGGGCUGGGGAACAGGCA
This is a messenger RNA of Suncus etruscus (white-toothed pygmy shrew), 1156 nucleotides long. RefSeq names its product BCL2 apoptosis regulator (gene BCL2). Gene Ontology annotation, molecular function: protein heterodimerization activity; protein homodimerization activity. Gene Ontology annotation, biological process: extrinsic apoptotic signaling pathway in absence of ligand; negative regulation of intrinsic apoptotic signaling pathway; intrinsic apoptotic signaling pathway in response to DNA damage. Gene Ontology annotation, cellular component: mitochondrial outer membrane. NCBI's taxonomy places the organism in Eukaryota, Metazoa, Chordata, Mammalia, Eulipotyphla, Soricidae. The record is from RefSeq and is a predicted model, not a curated record. The transcript has 2 exons. Bases 11 to 715 code for a protein of 234 amino acids.